UUCAAAGGUGAUCGUGAUCGCAUUAUACAGCUGCUAACCAUCUCAUCCGCCUCUGCCAUACAAAAGGUAAAGUCGUAACCCGCCUCGACUAUCAAGCAUACAGCAAGCUCGCCAUCAAGACAAUGGCGGACAUUAUUCGCACCGCGCAUGCCUCCCACUCACGUUCGGACCACCAGUCAGAGCAGAGCGGCGUGACUUCCUUGAUACGGUCGGCGGUAUAUCAUCGUCUGGGAACCGUUCCUGUGGGAGAGCCCUCGAUCGUCAUCGCAGUCUCAUCACCACAUCGGAAGGAAGCAUUCUUGGCGUGUGAAUACAUCUUGGAGGAAGUGAAAAGGAAAGCGCAGAUAUGGAAGAGGGAGUUUUAUGAGGGAGAGCGAGAGGAGGAGGCAGAGUGGAAGGCCAAUGUAUAGACUAGCCGAUGGGUGUCGCUGGGAGUCGUCAUGAGAUUGAUUAUCGUCAAAAAUAGGUGGUUUGGAUGACAUGCAAACCCGCGGAAAUCAAUCGACUUUCCACUUCGUUGUGACGCUGUCACCGUCGUCGCUGCUCACGAGCAGUUCUAUCGACCAGAUGACGAGUGUGAUAAAUAUGUUCAUCCAUCGCCACCAUACUUGCGCGGGAUGAUCCAGCA
This is a messenger RNA of Postia placenta MAD-698-R-SB12, 628 nucleotides long. RefSeq lists its product as hypothetical. Gene Ontology annotation, cellular component: cytosol. The record is from RefSeq and is a predicted model, not a curated record. NCBI's taxonomy places the organism in Eukaryota, Fungi, Basidiomycota, Agaricomycetes, Polyporales, Adustoporiaceae. Gene Ontology annotation, biological process: Mo-molybdopterin cofactor biosynthetic process. The transcript has a single exon. The coding region runs from base 123 to 410 and encodes 95 amino acids.